AUGGCUACAUCUUCUAGAAGGUCGAACUCGACGGAUCUCCGGCGGUCCGGUCCUCUGUACAUCUCCACGGCCUCAGAUCCAUCGCCAUUCACGUCGGCGUCUUCCCCCUCUUUUGCUUCCUCAACCAGCUACUACUCCACCACCUCCUCUACCUCCCAUUCGGCCGGUUUCUUCGGCCACCGCCGCUCGGCGUCCCCCACGCGCGUCAGCCUUCACGCGCUGUCCCCGCCGCCGCCCACGCCGUCCGUCCGGUUCGCCAUCGACAGAUCCAUCUCCCCGCGGCGUUCGAUCGCGGCGGCGGCUUCCAGUCAGAUCGUCCGGAGCGGCGGUUCCGGUGUCCCGAAGAGGACGUGUCUAUGCUCGCCGACGACGCACCCGGGGUCGUUCCGCUGUGCUCUGCACAAGAACAGCUUCGGCGGCGGCGCCGGCCGGAAUAAUAACUCGGUGCGGUACUCCCCGAACCGGCUUAACAUGAGGAGGUCGGCGAUGACGAAUUCUCUAGUGCGGAUCGGCACGGUAGAGGGAGAUCUGGUGAAGCGAGCUCUGGCGGCCCUGAUCCGCCCCUCCUCGCACCAGCAGCGCCGCCGGGAGGACUUCCGGCCCCGUCCAAGCCGACUUUCGGCCAUGUCCAAGGCCGAGGAUCUCUAG
Messenger RNA from Striga asiatica, 648 nucleotides. Lineage: Eukaryota; Viridiplantae; Streptophyta; Magnoliopsida; Lamiales; Orobanchaceae. The record is from the annotation of a GenBank genome assembly.